Ictidomys tridecemlineatus (thirteen-lined ground squirrel) is the source of this 7230-nucleotide messenger RNA. Lineage: Eukaryota; Metazoa; Chordata; Mammalia; Rodentia; Sciuridae. The record is from RefSeq and is a predicted model, not a curated record.
AUGACCUUGAGUUUCCCCCACAUUUAUGAGUUUUCUGAUUGGAUCAGUGACGUGUUCUCUAAUUCAGUUCAACAGGUUCCAACCAUCACUAAGCAGUCCCAAGUGCAAGUCGCCUUUCCUUUCGAUGAAUAUUUUCAAAUUGAGUGUGAAGCCAAAGGAAAUCCGCCACCCGAAAUGAUCUUCAUACCAGGUGUUCCCAAAUUUCCCAAAGAAAAAAUUGAGCCUCUGGAGGUGGAGGAAGGAGAUCCUAUCGUCCUCCAGUGUACUCCUCCUAAAGGUCUCCCGCCCCUACACAUUUAUUGGAUGAAUAUAGAAUUAGAACACAUCGAACAAGAUGAGAGAGUAUACAUGAGCCAAAAGGGAGAUCUGUACUUUGCAAACGUGGAAGAAAAAGACAGUCGGAACGAUUAUUGUUGCUUUGCCGCGUUCCCAAGACUAAGGACUAUCGUACAAAAGAUGCCAAUGAAGCUCACAGUGAACAGUUUAAAGCAUGCUAAUGAUUCAAGUUCAUCCACAGAAAUUAGUUCCAAGGCCAAUUCCAUCAAGCAGAGGAAGCCUAGGCUGCUACUGCCUCCCCCGGAGAGUGGUGGCGAGUCUUCAGUGUCUGUCCUCAGAGGGGACACCCUGCUGCUGGAGUGUUUCGCUGAGGGCCUACCNACUCCACAGGUGGAAUGGACGAAAUUGGCUGGCGAUUUACCAAAGGGAAGAGAAACAAAAGAAAAUUAUGGCAAGACCCUGAAGAUCGAGAACGUCUCCUACCAGGACAAAGGGAGUUACCGCUGCACGGCCAGCAAUGACCUGGGAACAGCCAGCCACAAUUUUCGGGUCAUCGUCGAAGAACCUCCACACUGGACCAAGAAGCCCGAGAGUCGCGUGUACAGCACGGGGGACAGCGGCAUCUUGCUCUGUGAGGCGGCGGGAGAGCCGCAGCCCACCAUCAAGUGGAGAGUCAACGGCUCCCCAGUGGACAACCAUCCAUUCGCUGGUGAUGUGGUCUUCCCCAGGGAAAUCAGUUUCACAAACCUGCAGCCCAAUCACACUGCCGUGUACCAGUGCGAAGCCUCCAACGUCCACGGCACCAUCCUGGCCAAUGCCAACAUCGAUGUUGUAGAUGUUGUUCCAUUGAUCCAAACCAAAGAUGAAGAAAAUUACGCGACGGUGGUUGGCUACAGUGCUUUCUUACACUGCGAGUUCUUCGCUUCACCGGAGGCAAUCGUCACCUGGGAGAUGGCAGAUGAAGCGCAGCCUCUCCAGGGCAGGCGGUACCACAUCCACAGGAACGGCACGUUGCAGAUCAACAGAACCACCGAAGAAGAUGCGGGGUCCUACUCUUGUUGGGUAGAAAACUCUUUAGGAAAAACCGCAGUCACAGCCAACUUGGAUAUUCGAAAUGCUACAAAACUCCGAGUUUCUCCUAAGAAUCCCCGUGUCCCCCGAUCGCACGUGCUCGAGUUACACUGCGAGAGCGUAUGCGACUCACACUUGAAGCACAGCUUGAGGCUGUCCUGGAGCAAAGAUGGGGAAGCCUUCGAGUUUAACGGCACAGAAGAUGGAAGGAUAAUUAUUGACGGAGCCAAUCUGACCAUUUCUAAUGUCACUUUGGAGGACCAAGGCAUUUACUCCUGUUGGGCUCAAACUGCUCUGGAUAGCGUGACCGAGAUGACGCAAGUCACUGUCCUCGAUGCUCCGGAUCCCCCAGAAAACCUCCACUUGUCUGAAAGAGAGAACAGGAGUGUCCGGCUGACCUGGGAAGCUGGCGAGGACCACAACAGCAAUAUCAGCGAGUACAUCAUCGAAUUUGAAGGAAACCGGGAGGAACCUGGCAGGUGGGAGGAGCUGACCAGAGUCCCAGGAAAGGAGACAACAGCCCUGUUGCCCUUGGCCCCAUAUGUGAGGUACCAGUUCAGGGUGGUCGCCGUGAACGAGGUCGGGAGAAGUCAGCCUAGCCCGCCUUCGGAGCAUCAUGACACACCUCCGGCAGCUCCAGACAAGAACCCAGAAAACAUAAGGGUGGAAGCGUCUCAGCCCAAGGAGAUGAUCAUCAAAUGGGAGCCUUUGAAGUCCAUGGAGCAGAAUGGACCCGGCCUGGAGUACAAAGUGUCCUGGAAGCCCAAGGGAACCUCAGAGGAGUGGGAAGAGGAAACGGUCACAAACCACACGUUAAGGGUGAUGACAGCUACCGUCUAUGCACCUUAUGACGUCCAAGUUCAAGCCGUCAAUCAGCUUGGUGCUGCACCUGAGCCGCAGUCAGUGACCCUGUACUCUGGAGAAGACUAUCCUGACACGGCGCCAGUGAUCCAUGGGGUGGACGUUAUAAACAGCACGUUGGUGAAAGUUGGCUGGUCAACAAUCCCCAAGGACAGGGUGCACGGGCAUCUGAAAGGAUACCAGAUAAAUUGGUGGAAAACAAAGAGUCUCUUGGAUGGAAGAGUGCAUCCCAAGGAAGUAAACAUUCUAAGAUUUUCAGGACAAAGAAACUAUGGAAUGGUCCCUUCCCUAGAUCCCUUCAGUGAAUUUCACUUGACCGUCUUGGCCUAUAAUUCCAAAGGUGCUGGGCCUGAGAGUGAGCCUUAUAUAUUUCAAACACCAGAAGGAGUGCCCGAACAACCAGCUUUUCUCAAAGUCAUCAAAGUUGAUAAAGACACUGCCACUUUAUCCUGGGGACUACCUAAGAAACUAAAUGGAAACUUAACUGGCUAUCUGUUACAAUACCAGAUAAUCAAUGACACCGAUGAGAUUGGAGAAUUAAAUGCUGUCAACAUUUCAACUCCAACCAAACCCAGCUGGCGUCUCUCAAACCUCAAUGCAACCACCAAGUACAAGUUCUACUUGAGAGCUUGCACUUCCAAAGGCUGUGGGAAGCCCAUCACGGAGGAGAGUGCCACCUUGGGAGAAGGGAGUGAAGGUGUCAGGAAGAUGACAGAAGGAGUAAAUCUUACUCAAAAGAUUCACCCCGUAGAGGUAUUUGAGCCGGGAGCGGAACAUAUAGUUCACCUCAUGACUAAGAAUUGGGGUGAUAACGAUAGUAUUUUUCAAGAUGUAAUUGAGACAAGAGGGAGAGAAUAUGCCGGGUUGUAUGAUGACAUCUCCACUCAAGGCUGGUUUAUCGGACUGAUGUGUGCAAUCGCUCUUCUCACACUGAUUCUGUUAACUGUUUGCUUUGUGAAGAGGAAUAAAGGUGGGAAGUAUUCAGUGAAAGAAAAAGAGGACUUACAUCCAGAUCCAGAAGUCCAGUCCGUGAAAGAUGAAACUUUUGGUGAAUACAGUGACAGUGAUGAGAAACCCCUGAAAGGAAGCCUUCGGUCCCUCCAUCGGGACAUGCAAGCCACAGAAAGUGCUGACAGCUUAGUCGAGUACGGAGAGGGAGACCAAGGUCUCUUCAACGAAGACGGAUCGUUUAUUGGCGCUUACACGGGGUCCAAGGAGAAGGGGUCUGUGGAGAGCAAUGGAAGCUCCACCGCAACGUUUCCACUUCGAGCAUAAACAGCGCCCAUGCAAAUGAUUUCCUGUGUCACCCCAACCUUCCAUGUGCAUCUGUCCAAGGGAGCAAGAACGUUCACGUAGGAAUAGAAACACGCCUGCAGAUUGGCAUCCCGAGUGCCACGCGCUGCAGAUAGGUGGAGAACCAUAACAGCACUGCCUUCAAAGAUGGAACACCAGACACUUCAGGCCACAUCUUAUUUUAUUUUAUUUUUUUUGCUUUACUUUGCAGGUGCUCACAAUGCAGAACACAACAACAGAUCCUGGGUUUAGAUCCACCUCCUCUGAAUCCAAAGCACCCCUUGAGCACUCCACAUCGCCUGAUUUUUUUUCCUGUUCACUGUGUGCAUUGAUUUGCCACCUUUGGGUUUAAUCUCUGUGUACACAUUUGUAUUCAGUCUCUGAGAACUGUCUGGGUGACUUUGCUUCUUUGCAGGUUCAAAAGAUCCUAAGCAAACUGGUUAUUUAAAAUGUAAAAAAAAAAAAAAAGAAAGAAGAAAUAUGAAUAUCUUAUUAAAACACUUCCUUGAAUAUAUACAGUCUGAAUUUAUUAUUUAAAUGUUAGUAGAAAAAAAAAGUCUUAGGUGAAAAAAAGCAACUAGUAUUUAUUGAGCUCCUCUAACUCUUUGCCCCAGAGAUGGCCAUGUUUAAAACAGAGUUAUAACGUUUUAAUUUCAAUAUCAAUUUUUUUUAAGAAAAAAUUUUUUAUCGGUUAUAACAUUCAGAAGCAUCUUCAUUGCUUGUUCAUUUUUAGCUUUUUCUUUUUUUGUGUGGCACUAACUUUAGCUUCAAAGGUGCAGUGGUCAGAAGGUCCUUGUACAAAGAACAGGUGUCAUGUGUAGUACCUGCUUCUGGAUUCUAAUAGGCAUUUCUAUGUCAUCAUCUUCCAGUUGGUCACUGUGACCUGUUUUUGUUUGUUUAUGUGGUGGUACAUUGGCAUAUGUUUCAUGAACGCAUUGUACAGAUUAAGUUAGUAUUUCCACAAUUUGAAACCAUAGAUGUGUUUUAUUUUGGAGUGGGAAAAAGAACCCCAGGCAGGCAUGUCUGUACAGGUAGAGAAUAUAGUUAGAUUGCCGUCUUCCUUCUUCCAAACUGCAGCCAGUGACCUGAGCUUCCUGAACUGAAGACUUUGUAGGAAGCAUUUGGAUUUUGUUCUUAUCGCGUGCUUUUCCAACCGCCUCAAAAUCAAAGCUCAUAUAAAUAUCGAGGGAAACGUUUUCCUGUUUUUCACAAUAAGUUUUUGUUGUUGAGUGUUCCCCUAGCCCAGUCCCCAACAAAGAAAAACUAUUGACAGUGCACAUUCCUAUGCAUAGAUUUAUGUAGAUCACAUUUUAAAUGCACUUAUAGUGAGAUUUUCUCUUUCUUCCCCUAUAAUUUCUUCCUGUCAAAGUCAGUGCAAAUUCAGGGAAUUGAGUUCCUGGCUUGUGGGCUCCUAGUAGGUCCUUUUCAAAAUAAUAUAUGGAAAUGUUGUAGAAAGUGGUAUGAAGGACUGUUCAUACCUAUCUGUAAAAUUCAGCGUUUAAUAGAAACCUGUUUAACCUCACCCUGAAACGAUUUAAGUAUUUAAAAGAAAUUGACUCACAGAUGUUGCUUUAUUUUUUGUUUUGAACUGUGAUUAUUUAAUGUGUACUGUUAAUUCCGAACCUAUGAUUUACGUGAUCCAUGAUGUAUCUUGGGGACCCAACCCUGAGACAUUAAUCAUGGCUGAUGAAGUCAUGUGCAUGGAAUAGCUGUCCUUUUAACCUCAUGUGUCCUGCAAGCCCAAGAUGCAAGUCUUACUUAAAACCAUAUUCAUGGGCUUGGAAUUGACCACACCCCUGAAAAUAAACAUUCACCGAGGGGGAUAUCCCGGCCCCCCACCCAUGUGAUUGCAAGGGUCCUCACAUCCAACACUGCAGCUUGAGCCUCUAGCACAAGCGGAUUUCUAAGGCACAGAAAUCAGAGGUAUCCUCAUGUCUAGAUUUUUCUGAGAGGCAUAUGUGAUGCUCAGCUCCUGACCAGGUGAAGGCUGGGACUCCCAAGUUCGAUUCUGCCAUUAUUCUAUUCCUCUUCUCGGUCAUCCCUGAAAAAGUGGUUUUAAGAAGGUCUUGCAGAUUGGAAAUCAUGUCUCAAAGGUGAGAAGUCGAUCCUUUAGAAACAUUAGAAUCUUAAGUCAGAAGUCAAUGCAAAUAUGGAAGUAUUGACUCUGAGACUUUGUCAUCCUUCAGCUGAGAAACAAGGUGCCUAAUCAUAUUUUCAGAGGGUCAAAACUGACAGACAUGAAAAAUGAGAUUGGACCGUGUCUGUCUUGUGCCCUCUCUGAUGCCUCUUCUCAAUAAAACGUGGCUUUUCCUAGAAACAUUCAGCAUGGAAUUCCAUGACUUUCCCUGGUUUCAGUUAUGAAAUUAUUCAUGUGUUGUAAGGGUCAGAAUAAGUUUUAAAUGAAAAACAAAAUCAAGUAGGUUAAACUGGAUUUUCUCCUUUUCCUUCAGAAAACGAGUAACAGAGUCUGUGAUGUGCAGUGUUGGUUAUUAAUAGGCAAUAAUUACUUGCAAAAUGCCCACUGAAUAAGAGCAGCCAGUACCUAGAAUUCUGUCCUUAAUUGGCUUUACUGUCUCUGGUGUACCGUCAAUGUGACCUUAAUGUGGUCGAGUGCAUAUGAUCUCAAGGAUCGUGGAUGGGGACAGCCUCCUAGCGAGCUGUCCAAGGGCCGAGUAGAUCCUACUCCUCUUCCGGGUUCCAGCUCUGGUUUUACACAUCAACCUUAGGCAAGUGGCUUCACACUCCUUCGCUUCAAACUCUCAACUUACGAAGUGCUAAUGAUCUUUGUCACAGGGUGUUCUUUUUUUAUGAAUAUAAAUUUGCAAAUGAUAAAAAGCUAAGAUGCCUUCUAACUUCAUAAACAAACCUGUAAUCGAAUUAUGUAUCUAAAAGUCACCCCCCUACACACACACACCAACUCAACUUUUAUCCUGCGAGCACAUAAAUAUAUUUUUAUAGAAGAACAACUCUACAGAAAAACAAUAAAAAAAUAAAUCUACUGCUCGAUGAGUGGUAAGAUUUGCACAUGCCAUUGAAAAUUAUUAAUCAGAAGAAAAUUAAGCAGGGUCUUUGCUAUACGAAAGUGUUUUUUUUCCACUAAUUUUGCAUGCAUAUUUAUAAGAAAAUGUGAAUUUGGUGAAUUUAUUCUGUUGGUAUAAAGGCAUCUGAUAUUUUAGAUGUACCCAUGUUUAUAAAUGUGUAGAGCACAAUGAAAUUAUGCUGGAAGUCUCAAAUAAUAUUUUUCCUAUUUUAUAUUCAUGGAAGAGAUGAGCUAAAGAGAAGACAAUAAUAAGAAUGUUGGUGUGUUUUUCUAAGCAUCUGAAACGUAAUUGCCAAUUGAAACCCUAAAGAUGUUUACAUGCCUUUAAGAUAUAAUUCUUGUAACAGUUUUAAAUUGGUUAUAAUGGGAUUGGGUUUGUAAUCUGUGGUAGUACAUAUCCCAGUGUUCCUAUAGCGUAAUAAGGAGGGCUGAGCCAAAGCUUACGUUGUUUUGUAUCUUACAUUGUUUGAUUAUAUCAUCAGAAGAGAUGAGAAUACAUAGAGCAGGUUCCUCCCCAAUUUCCAUUUUUAUUUUUUACUUAGGUUAAUACUCACAGUAGAACUUUAUUGAAAUGUGUUUGUAUCGUAGGUGGUGUUUGUAUUAUGCUUCUGACUAUGUAUGGUUCAAAACUAUUUUCACUACACAUGAAAUUCAGCUUUCAAAAUAAAAGUUCAACUUCAUGUACUCUA